Messenger RNA from Cryptomeria japonica (Japanese cedar), 705 nucleotides. RefSeq lists its product as uncharacterized. The transcript has 2 exons. Bases 102 to 437 code for a protein of 111 amino acids. The record is from RefSeq and is a predicted model, not a curated record. Lineage: Eukaryota; Viridiplantae; Streptophyta; Pinopsida; Cupressales; Cupressaceae.
GGGAUAAUGCAUUGCGCGCAACCUUUACACUAACUUCAUAAAGCCUCAAUGAAAUUCAUAACCCCUAACAAACUCAUUUCAUCGGCCAUUUGAAUCAAUCAAUGGCGGCACCAGAACCAGUAAAAGCAGAUGAAAGCAAAAAUAAAUCUACGAUAGGAAGUGAAGCAGAGGCUGAAGAUGACGUAGUAGACUGGAAAAAAUUAGGAACUCUAGCAUCUGAAUCGCAACCCAUUAGAAGGCGAAGAAAACUAAGACAGAUUCCUGACUAUUAUUUUCUUCCUCGCAAAUCGCUUCCCAACGCUAUUCUGUACUACGGAGCCUACGUAAUUGCAGGCAUUGGAGCUGGAAUGCUUGUUGAAAAAUGGAUUAAAAAGAAAGUUGCAGAGGAUGGAGGGAUGAUCUGGGAAAAGUCCAGUAGUGAAAAAUCUCGUAACUAGAUUUUUGAGAAAGACCCAUUGGUUGGCUUGCAGCACCGAAAUAUUGAAUUGCACAAAUCUCUAUUGUAUUAGUUGAUAUAUUCUACUGGCACUUAAUAUCUCUUUUGUCCUUGUGGACGCUGCAUAUUGUCCAUCACAAUUUUUGCUUGUCUUUGAAAGAAGAGUGUAUUCUAUUUUUGUAAACUUGCGGUUGGUGGAACUUGGAGUAGAAGAAUGUAAAAAAAUAAUGAAUAGAAAUAUUGCGAUAAAAUAUCUUUAAUUCUUAGAA